AUGCUGCUAGAAAUUAUAUAAAAAUAAAACAACAAUGACCAAAAUCUGGAUGAAAUAUUGUACAAGUUUUUAUCAAUUGAUUAUUAAUUAGACUAGAAGACUGACUACAAAGAAAUAAUAUUUGUAAUGAAUGACUCUUCUAUUUUAAACUAAACAAAUAAAGGGAUUAAGUAGGAUUAAGAGAAUUGUAGAUUGAAUGAUCUACAAAAUUAUUUAACUCCUCAUCAUCAUAAUACCUUAACACUUUCAAAUGAUAUACCUCAUAACAUUUCAAGUUCUUAGUAAUUCUUUCAUGGCAGGAGAAAUAGUAGAUAUAUGUAGAGUGAUCUACUCAACUUAAUUAACGAUAAGACAAUAUUUUACUAAACCUAAAAUAAAAUGAAUAAUAAGGGUUUAAUUGAAAUAAAGAGUCAACUUUAUUAAAAUUUACGCAUUUUAAAAAAUUUUAACAAAAACUGCUCAAGAAUUUUAGAUAGUUCUACUUUGUUAUAGAAAUUAGUAACAAUCAUAAAUUCUAUCCCUGUGAUUAGCCCUUCAGGAAAUUUUAAAUUUAUUUGGGAUAUUAUAAUGAUAAUAGUCAUCCUUUUAUAUUUAUUUAUGAUUCCUAUUGAAGUAACAUUCUAUUAACCAUUAAAGGAGCUUUUUCCUUAUAAUUUAUUGCUAGUUUGUAACAUUGCUCUUAUUAUUGAUUUCACUCUUCAAUGGAAUUUUGGCUUUUUCGAUAAAGGAUAACCAAACAUGAAUCGAAUGCAAGUUAUGAUUAAAUAUUUUAGGUCUUAGUUUUAUAUCGAUAUAGCAUCUUCUCUGUUUGUUUUAAUUGACUUCUAUUGGUAUAAUAAUAACGUUUCCUCCUUAGUCUAACUUUUACUGUUAAUCUUAAUCGUUUCCCAUAUUAUUAGCUGUGUGUGGAUAGAAGUAUUGCAAUACGAAAUAAAAAAUGAUUUUAAAAAUACGUGGAUUGGUAAUAGCCGACUUAAAUAAAAUGAUUGGGUUAGCAAUUAUAUUCAUGCUUACUAUUUUUCCACAGUGACAAUGAUAACCGUUGGCUACGGAGAUUAUACACCAUCAAAUCCUACAGAAAUGGUUAUUAGUAUUAUUACUAUGCUUUUAUCAUGUGGUGUAUUUGCAUAUAGUAUUAAUGCAAUAGGUACAAUUUUUAAUACUCUAAACUAAAAGAGCUUGGCUAUAAAAAACAACAUGUACACUAUAAGUUCUUAUAUGGCUAAAAAGAAUAUUGACUUUGAUCUGUAAAUGUAAAUCAAAGAAUAUUUAGAAUAUUAUUGGAAUAUGCAGUACUCUAGAGAUGAAUAAUAAGAACAGAAUCUUAUCAAUUAAUUGAGCCCAAAGCUUAAGGAGCGACUUCUUUUAGAAACUUUUAAAAUGAUUAUCAUAGAAUGUUAGAUCUUCAAAGAUAAUUUCUCAUAACAAUUCAUAAUGGAUAUUAUACAAUUGAUUCAAGAAUGCUCAUAUCGACCUGAUGAAAUUAUUCUCUCUGAAUCCAUUUAGGAUGAUCACAGCUUAUAUUUUAUUGAGUCAGGUCAAGUGCAAGUAUUUGUUGAUGAAGAUGCUAAAAAAGUGUUAAAAAAUCUAAAAAAGGGAGAUUUCUUUGGAGAUUACUCAUUUUUUACAGGUCAACAAACUAAUUUGAACUACAAAGCCACAGAAUUUACUUAAGUUUUUAAAAUAAAGAGAUCUAAUAUAUUUGAGUUGUUUCAGAAUAAACCUUAAGAUCUCGAAGCUUUUUGUAAUAUUAAAGAUACACUAUUAUUUACACAGAACUACAGCAUAAUAAAUUCUAAAUGCUAUUAUUGCUCAGACUCUCACCUUACAACAAAUUGCUCAAAAUUAUUUCCUCAAUUUAACAAGAUUAGAAUUGCAAAUAUUAGUAAUUAAUCAGACAUGUAAAUACGGUAAAAUCUUAGUGGUGAGAGAAAGCUGCAUUAUCAACAAGAUAUAGAUUAUUAUUAUUAGAAAUAUAUUUGGAAGGAAGGAGACGAAGAUAUAGAAGAAGAACUUUCGGGAAACUUGGAUGAAGAAUCCAACAAUUAAUCAUCUUUCAACAUUAAUUCUUAAUAAGAUUUACCAUCGUUAGAAUUUGAAAAAUAAAGGUCAAGAAGGUAUUCUCGUAAUUCUUCUUAAAUAUCAUUCAAAAGAAAUAAGCAAAGCUCAUCUAACUUUGAAGAUGAAAGCUAGCUUUAAAAAUCUCCUGCUGCUAAAUUAAAGUCCAAGCAAAACAUUAUAGAUGAGAUUUCUGAUUAAAAUCAUCUUAACUUAAAAAAAAUAAACUCUAAAGAUUAACAAAUUAUGGAAUCCCCUAUAGUUAAAAGGAGAUUGAUCAAAGUUUAAUAGAUUUAAACUAGUUUUAAAGGUGUAAAUGCACUUUAGUAACGUCUUCCAUAAGUGAGCGAAUAUCAGUAAAUAGAAGCCCUUACUCCUUAGAACAAAUAAUAUGAAAGUCCUAUUAGAGUUCCUUCUUAGAGACUUCAGCUAUAGAAAAAUAAUUAAAUGUAUGAUAAAACCUUAAAAGAAUAAAUUUCGCCAUAAACUAAAAUUUUAGCAGAUUCAAAUAAAAGUAGUGAAUUGAUUUUAAAAUUGCAGCAAAUUUUUGAAUAGCAAAACAAUUUAAAAGAAAAGAAUGAGUAAAGUGAAGAAGAAAAUUAUAUUAAUUAAUACCCAUUCAAUAUACCAGGCUGCUAAAGAAAUUUUUAAAUUUUGAGGGUAUUCGAAAGAAAAGUUAAAUAAUAAAAUCUAAAAAAAAAAUAAAAAAAUAACCGUAACUCAAUAAGUUAACUAGUAGUUACUGUUAAUUAAAAUGUAAGAAGCUCAUUACCCAACACUAAGCUAUAAAAGGUUUUGGAAAAAUAUUAAUAUGUUUCUUAAAACCAAGAUGAUACAAUAAGCUUAGAAUAAUUAUUGCCUAAUAUCAAACUUUAAAUAAAUAACUAAAUCGAAAUUCAUAAUAUUAAAAAUGAUGGUGAUCACAGAGCAGGGAUUAGAUAAAAUAGCUUCUCGAUAGAUAAUAAGUAACUUCUUUCUUCUUAAAAGAAAAGUCUUUUCUUAUAAAGUGAAUCUUAAAUAAAUUCUGAUACAACAAUAUUUUAAAUUGCUUUAAGCGAGAAAUUUUAGAGUUAAAGCGGUGUAUAAAGUGAAAUAGAAUCACCUAGCCAGUAAAAAAAAUAAGAAAUUCACUCGACUCAAUAAAUAGCUCAAAAAGAAAAAUAUUUUUAAAGUGAUGAUAGAGAUAACUCUAAUUAAGUUAAUUAAAUAAUUUAGAAUAUUUUCUCAGAGGAUGAGUAUACUCUUCCUCCUAUCACAUAAUAAAAUAACCAAAGGAUAGCUCCUUUCAAAAAAAAACUAAGUUAAUUACAUAUUGAAAAAUAACAUUUUUGA
This is a messenger RNA of Tetrahymena thermophila SB210, 3390 nucleotides long. Its product is annotated as cyclic nucleotide-binding domain protein. NCBI's taxonomy places the organism in Eukaryota, Ciliophora, Oligohymenophorea, Hymenostomatida, Tetrahymenidae. The record is from RefSeq and is a predicted model, not a curated record. The transcript is spliced from 9 exons.